CCGCGUGCAGGAGUAUAGGGGCGUGGACUACAUUACCCAGAGUGCGCCGCGCGCGCGAGCGGUGUACAAGCUGGCUGCGUGCUCUCGGGGAGUGUUUCUCAUUUAAACAAACAGGGCUGGAAGAUGGCGGAGAGAGGAGUGUAGAGAGAGAGAGUGAUAGAGGGAGAGAGAGAGAGUGAUAGAGCGAUAGAGGACUGUACAGACUGGGGGCUGCAGGUCGUGUGAGUGUGUGAGUGUGUGUUCUGCUGUGGAGGAAUCGGACCACCUUUUCUCCUCUCCGACACAAGGAUGUGAAGCUGAAUGAAGAAGGAGCUCUUUGAUUAAACACUGCUGAAGAGGUGCUGAUAUGUGUAGAAGAUGAGUGGAGUGGGGGAGAACUCCAUGGAGCCGCUGUGUUCCGACCGAAAACGCAAGCUGUCCACCUGCGACACGCCGGGGCUCGGGUGUGACAAGCGGCGACGAGAGCAGGAGAGCAAGUAUAUCGAAGAGCUAGCCGAGCUCAUCUCCGCUAACCUCAGCGACAUCGACAGCUUCAACGUCAAACCCGACAAGUGCGCCAUCCUGAAGGAGACGGUGCGGCAGAUUCGCCAGAUUAAAGAGCAAGGUAAAGCCUCGUCCAUUGAUGACGAUGUCCAAAAAGCUGACGUGUCCUCCACUGGUCAGGGGGUCAUCGAUAAGGAUCAUCUGGGGCCACUUCUACUACAGGCCCUGGACGGCUUCCUGUUUGUGGUGAACCGGGAGGGCAGCAUCGUGUUUGUGUCGGAUAACGUCACUCAGUACCUGCAGUACAAACAGGAGGAGCUCAUCAACACCAGCGUCUACAACAUCCUCCACGAGGAGGACCGCGAGGAGUUCCACAAGAACCUGCCCAGGAACAGCGUAAAUGGCAUGUCGUGGGGGGGCGAGGCUCCUCGGCAGAAGAGCCACACCUUUAACUGCCGGAUGCUGGUGAAGUUCGGUCAUGGCCCCGGCCCUGGCGAGGAGGCCCCCGGGGGCCCGCGCUACGAGACCAUGCAGUGCUUCGCCCUGACGCAGCCCAAAGCCAUGAUGGAGGAGGGAGAAGAUCUACAGUCGUGUAUGAUCUGUGUGGCGCGGCGAGUGACGGCUGUGGAGAGAACUGAGAGCUUCAACACCAGACACGAGCUCUCAGGUAAGCUGAUCCAGAUAGACCAGAAUUCCCUGCGUGCCUCCAUGCGUCCGGGCUGGGAGGACCUGCUGAGACGCUGUAUUCAGAUGUUCCUGCAGCACAGUGACGGACAGCCCUGGUCCCAUAAACGCCACUACCAUGAGGCCUUUCUGCAGGGUCAUGCCGAGACCCCCAUCUACAGAUUUUCCUUGGCGGAUGGCACCCCGGUCUCGGCACAGACCAAGAGCAAACUCUACCGCCACCCGAUGAGCAACGAGCCCCAGGGCUUCAUAUCUACUCACCUGCUGCAGAGAGAGCCCAACGGAUGUCGCCCUAACCAGGGGGGUGGCAUGAUGCAGGGGGGCAUGAGGCAGCAGGCAAUGGGGGGUGGCAACCCUAAUGCUCAAAUGAACAUGGGCCCUGGUGGGGGUAUGGGUAUGGGUGGCAUGGGAGGGAUGGGCAUGAACCGGGGCUACGGAAUGAACGACAUGGGCCACAUGGGAGGCGGACCCAUGUAUGGGGGCAAUGGAGGCAACAUGGGUAACAUGGGUAACAUGGGUAACCGAAUGAUGCAGAUAAACCAGAUGAAUCAAAUGAAUCAGAUGAAUCAGAUGAAUCCAAUGAGCCAAAUGAAUCAGAUGAAUCAAAUGAACCAGAUGGGUCAGAUGAAUGCGAUGAAUCAUUCGGGUCCUGGGAUGCAGCAGCAGCACCACCAGCAGCCCCCCUUCCAGGCCAGAGGGGGCUACGGGCUCGGGGGCAUGAACAGCCCGUCUCAAGGCAGCCCCGGUAUGAACGGACCUCAGCAGGGUCUUCUCAUGUCCCCUCGGAACCGGGGCAGUCCAAAGAUGGCGUCCAACCAGUUCUCCCCAGGAGGCAUGCAUUCCCCAAUGGGUCCUGGCAGUGUGGGAACAGGAGGAGGAGGAGGUGGCACCUCCUUCUCCAGCAGCUCCCUCAACGCCCUCCAGGCCAUCAGCGAAGGUGUGGGCACCUCCCUUCCCUCUCAUCCCUCCACCCUCACCUCCCUGUCCCCCGCCCACAAACCUGACAGCUCCCCCAGCGUCCACUCCUCCUCCUCCUCCCAGCCCAGCGGCCCCUGCAAGCCAGGGCACGGCGACUCCAAGAGCCCCGCUGGAGCUUUCGGAAUGGGGGCUGGAGAUCAGCAGCACCACCACCAUCACCACCACAGCCACGCCCACCAGGCUGAGAGCAGCAGCGGCGAGCGACCGGACAGCCAGGCGGGUCCAGGGGGCAAAGAGUCCGGUGAGGGAGGCAAUGAAGCUGCCAAUGCUUCAGCAGAAACUCAGCGGAGGGUCCCUGACAGCAAGGGGCACAAAAAACUGCUCCAGCUCCUCACCUCCCCCACAGAGGAGCUUGGGUUAGGGGUAGGAAGUGGACCUCCAGGACCUUCUGGACCCUCCGGACCUCCUUCAGCAUCACAAAGUGGUCCGAAUGCCUCGUUGGGCAUGGACGGGAAAGAGCCAAGCUGCGUCACAAGUCCAUCCUCGACUGGUGUCUCCUCGUCCACCAAUCAAAGCCAAGCUCACGGAGCAGGGGGAGGAGCAGCCGGAGCUCUAGGCUCCGCCCCCCACUACACAGCAUCCCUGCAAGAGAAGCACAAAAUCCUACACAAGUUGCUCCAGAAUGGAAACACUCCAGAUGAAGUGGCCAAGAUCACCGCAGAAGCCACGGGGAAGGUGACGCUGGGUCAGGAAGGGGGCGGAGCUGGCGGAGGCGAGGCAGGUGGUGCCAACGCAGGUGCAGGAGGAGCUACAGGUGGGUCUGGCGGAAGCUCUGGAGCUUCCGACCCCAAGCAGGAGCAGCACAGCCCCAAGGAGAAGAAGACCCACGCCCUGCUGCACUACCUCCUCAACAAGGACGACUCCAAAGAGCCCGCCGACAUCAAGCCAAAGCCUGAGGAGCUGGAGGGCAAAGGGGCAGCCGGGGGUAACGGUGGCACCCCGCUCAGCAGCAUGGAGGGCAAGAUCAAGCCUGAGCCUCCUGAUGAGCUGGACACAAUCCUGGGAGGCCUGAGAGGUUCUGGAGGAGAUUUCCCAGAGCAGGGAGACGUCGGCGGUGCUUCAGAUGGAGGAAACAAGCUUCAUUCAUUCCCUGAUGAUGGAUCGGGGAGUCCUGGGAUGAGCUUGGGGUGUCGGGCGCAGUUACAGAAGGCCAUGUCGCUGGACUCUAAGCUGUCCGCUGGAGGAGGGCUGGCCAGCCGCCGCGGCGCCCCCUGCCCCAUGCCCAUCAAACAGGAGAGCCUGGACGGCCCGCGCAUGAUGGCAGGGUCUGAAUCCUACCACAGCAGCAUGGGAAUGAUGAACAGAGGGAUGGGGGUUCCGGAGCGGUCUCCGAUGGGAGGACCCGGAGACUGGGGGAUGCCCCGAUCGAGUGCCAGUCCUGUGGGCACCGGUGGUCACCCGUCCAUGAUUCGGCCUGGCAUGGACUCCUAUAACUCCAAGGGCAUGAUGGGAGGACCCAUGGUCAACCGGUCCAACAGCGUCCCUGGGACCAGGUCCAUGCUGCAGCAGCAGCUGAUGGAAAUGGGAUCUAGUGAUGUGAAUAUGGGAAUGGGUCCUUUCGGGCAGCAGCAGUGUCCGGACAGCCAGUCUCCCUCCUGGCCUGAUAAUGUGAUGGGGAUGGACAACAGCAGGCGACAGUUCGGUAAUGCUCUGGAUGAGCUGCUGGUUCCUCCCUCUACCUCUGAAGGUCAGAGUGACGAGAGAGCGCUGCUCGACCAGCUGGACUCUCUGCUCAACAACACCGACGUUAUGGCCCUGGAGGAGAUCGACCGAGCCCUGGGCAUCCCUGACCUCAUCAGCCAGGGUACGGGUGGAGAUCUGCAGCCGGAGCCGUUCCCCGGGCAGGACCCCUCGAUGGUGAUGGAGCAGAAGCCCAUGUACUCUCAGGGUUACCCGGGACCCCCCUCCAUGCCCAUGCCUUCGGGCUACGGAGGAAACCCCAUGCAGGGCCAGCCGCCGCCCGGGGGCUACAACCCAAUGCUCAACCAGAUGGGACAGCAGGGGGGCUUCCCCGGGAUGGGGGGCAUGGGUCCGAUGGGGGGCAUGGGGCACCCUCGCCCCGGCAUGAUGCGGCCCAGGAUGAUGAGCGCCACCAAACCCACCAGACUACAGCUGCAGCAGAGACUACAAGGGCAACAGUUUUUGAGCCAGGCUCGGCAGGGGAUGGGGAUGAAGAUGGAGAAUCCUGGAGGAGGAAACCCCGGCAUGCGGCCUGGAAUGCAGCCCGGAAUGGGAGGACAGCCUGGUUUCCUGAACGCUCAGAUGAUGGCUCAGAGGAGCAGGGAGAUGGUGACCAUGCAGAUGAGGAGACAGCGGAUGAUGAUGAUGAUGCAGCAGCAACAAGCAGCAGCCGGAGGCUUCAGCCCUCCGCCCAACGUCACCGCCCCCGCGGGCAUGGACGGGGGCAUGGGUGGGCCUGGCCAGCAGCAGUUCGGAUACGGAAGCUACGGGAUGGGUCAGCAGGGAGACCCCUCGUUUGCCCCAGCUGGAGGAAGUCCCCCUAAUGCCAUGAUGCCCGGCCGCCUGGGACCCCCACAAAACCCCAUGAUGCAGCAGCACCCUCAGGGGGGGCCCAUGUACCAGACCCCCGAUAUGAAGGGAUGGCCACAAGGAGGAAUGGGCCGCAACAGCUCGUACCCGCAGCAGCCGUUUGCACAGCAGGGCUCCGGUCAGUACGGACCGAUGAUGAUGAAUGGAGGAAUGGGCACAGGAGGAGGAGGAAACCCCGCUCACAUGGGUCAGAUGAACAUGGGCAUGAUGGGUAGGAUGCCGAUGGGCCCAGAACAGAAAUAUAUCUGAGGAGGACGAGCCGCCGCUUCUGAGGAAUAAGGACACUGUGAAGCUUCAGAGAGAGAGACUCACACACACACACACACACACACACACAUAUACACUGCUGUGUAGCUCCUCUCACUUCAAGGGAAAUGGCCAGAUUACACUCGCACACACGCACACACACACACACACACUUAAAACAGACAGGGGGUGGACAAAAUAAUUGAAACACCAAAUAAAAACCAGAUUUGAUCCGGUUAGUUUAGUCCGUUUUCACACUGCAGUUUAGUGACUGAGCGUGCUAAAGUCCUCCACUCUGAUUGGUUUAUAGGAUGCUCUCAGCCUGGAUAUUUGGCUUUAUAGGUGUUGUGCCGAAUUCUGCCUCCCUAAAAGAGCCUGAAUCUCUUUGAGUGCAGGUUUGUACCACAGCAGAAUAAGUGUAACAGAUUCCCCUCCGAUUCUCUUUAUUUCUGUUUAUAAAUAAGGAUUAAUCUACAGUUACAGUAGAUACAGAAUCACCUGCUCCAUAAUCUGUUGUACCCAUACUACUGCAGGACGCACCUGCACAGUAUUGAGAUAUUAUGAUAUUGAGAUGCUAAGAUAUUGAGAUAUUACGAUAUUAAAGUACUGAGAUAUCGAGAUAUUACCAUAU
Astyanax mexicanus (Mexican tetra) is the source of this 5572-nucleotide messenger RNA. RefSeq names its product nuclear receptor coactivator 3. Bases 358 to 4944 code for a protein of 1528 amino acids. Gene Ontology annotation, cellular component: nucleus. The transcript is spliced from 24 exons. Lineage: Eukaryota; Metazoa; Chordata; Actinopteri; Characiformes; Acestrorhamphidae. Gene Ontology annotation, biological process: positive regulation of transcription by RNA polymerase II; cellular response to hormone stimulus. Gene Ontology annotation, molecular function: nuclear receptor binding; protein dimerization activity. The record is from RefSeq and is a predicted model, not a curated record.